CGUCUGCCACUAUCCCCGCCCCAAUACGGAAGCGGUGGUGUACUAAGGACCCGAUAGCCGGUGGGGUCCAGGCCAUGGGGCAGCCCUGGGCGGCGGGGAGCGCGGAGGGGGCGCCCGCGCGGCUGCCCCUCGUGCUCACUGCGCUGUGGGCCACGGCUGUGGGCUUGGAGCUGGCCUAUGUGCUAGUUCUGGGUCCCGGGCCACCCCCGCUGGGACCCCUGGCUCGGGCCUUGCAGCUAGUGCUGGCCGCCUUCCAGCUGCUCAACCUGCUGGGCAACGUGGGGCUCUUCCUGCGCUCCGAUCCCAGCAUCCGGGGCGUGAUGCUGGCCGGCCGCGGUCUGGGCCAGGGCUGGGCUUACUGCUACCAGUGCCAAAGCCAGGUGCCACCACGCAGUGGGCAUUGCUCCGCCUGCCGCGUCUGCAUCCUUCGUCGGGAUCACCACUGUCGCCUGCUGGGCCGCUGCGUGGGAUUCCGCAACUACCGGCCCUUCCUGUGCCUGUUGCUUCAUGCUGCGGGCGUCCUGCUCCAUGUCUCUGUGCUGCUGGGUCCCGCCCUGUCGGCCCUCCUGCGAGCCCAUGCACCCCUCCACAUCGCGGCCCUCCUCCUGCUGCCCUGGCUCAUGCUGCUCACAGGCAGAGUGUCUCUGGCGCAGUUUGCCUUGGCCUUUGUGACCGACACGUGUGUGGCAGGUGCACUGUUGUGCGGGGCUGGGCUGCUCUUCCAUGGGAUGCUGUUGCUGCGGGGCCAGACCACGUGGGAGUGGGCUCGGGGCCAGCACUCUUAUGAUCUGGGCCCUUGCCACAACCUGCAGGCGGCCCUGGGGCCCCGCUGGGUCCUCGUCUGGCUCUGGCCCUUCCUGGCCUCCCCCUUGCCCGGAGACGGGAUCACCUUCCAGACUGCAGCUGAUGUGGGCCUCACAGCCUCCUGACUCCAGGAAGAGCCAGAGCUGCUCGGGGAGAGGGGAGCAGGAGAGGGGGCUCCUAACUCAUCUCCGGCCCAUCCCUAACCUCAGGAGGGGAGGUGCACUGGUGCUUAAAAAUGCCUUUCGGCAACUCCAGUCCCAUCCUUGGCCUUGCCCCUGCCCGGCUUGGACUCCAGUGUCCAGGGCUUGGGCCCUGCAGCUCUGCCUCAUUGGCCCUCUAGCAGAGUGGCAGGUUUGGCAAGGGGCUGCUUGGCCAGCCUAAUCACCCCUUUGCCAAGUUAAUAAAGCACCCACUUGGUUCUUGGACUCCCUCCAUCUUUCUAAGUUUCUGGUUCCUCUCACUGUCAGGCCUGGGACCCACAGAAUGCCUGAGGGCAUGAGGGGCCAGGGCUCUGCCUCCUGUGGCCUUGGUGGGGGCCAGAGCUGGGGCACAGCAGGCCAGGGCUGCAUGUAGGGAUCCAGGGAAAGAGAAUGCAACAUUCUUUCCCUGGUUCAGGACUUUAUAAUUAGAAGCAUCUCCACAACACUCACUGUGCCUCUUGGGCUAAUCUGGUACCAGAGGCAGCAAUUAUGAGAGUUGAUGGGAUGAGAUCAUGGGGCAGUGAAUGGAGGAGUCAGGAUUUGAACCCAGAUAUUUGUGCUUUCUCCUUCGUCCUUACACGGCUGAGGAAAGUGUGUAGGCAGAACUGAGGCAGAGAAAUCAGGUGGAGAUGUUAAAGCAUCUGAAGGAUGAUGCUCAGAAGGCCAAGCUCUUCCUCUCUGGACUCUCUGGAGCUACCUGUUAAACAUUUUUAUUUAAAUAUAGUAAAUAGACUUCCUGUUAAAUGUGGCAGGUUUAAACACAUGGGUUUACCUCUGUUUCCUCUUAAAAUCUAAAAUGAGAGUAAAGAAAUAAAACAGGUAUAAAUUUACAAGGAAAGAGAAAGUAGGAGGGAGACAGUACUAGACCAAAGGACCUGAUGAUGUUUUGAAACAUGGGAAAUGGAUGGAGGCUCAUUAACUCUCUUAGCAGAGAAUUAGAAAUUAAAUGUUCCUAGAGGGAGGGGCCAAGAAGCAGCCAAAUUGUCCCCCAGAGCCCUGGAGGCUCAGGAACUCUCCUGGCACCAUGAAAGGCAAGGUUUGGGACGGACAGUAGGGGGACUGAUCCAAAGGGCAGCUGGGUUGCCCUCCUCCCAGGGCACUCCCUACCCCUGGCAGCCAAGCAGCUAUCCUUCUAAGGUAGAGAUGGGUGCUAUUCGAAGAAGCU
Molecule: messenger RNA, 2169 nt
Organism: Acinonyx jubatus (cheetah)
Lineage: Eukaryota; Metazoa; Chordata; Mammalia; Carnivora; Felidae
Gene: ZDHHC24
Product: zinc finger DHHC-type containing 24
Exons: 3
Coding region: 75-929 (284 amino acids)
Biological process (GO): protein targeting to membrane; peptidyl-L-cysteine S-palmitoylation
Cellular component (GO): endoplasmic reticulum; Golgi apparatus
Molecular function (GO): protein-cysteine S-palmitoyltransferase activity
Source: RefSeq, a predicted model, not a curated record